AUGGAUCGGUGCGGCGAGCUGGGGCUGGCCGGUGGCGGGCCGCGGCUGGACGGCGGCGAGCUGCCGCCGGGGUUCCGGUUCCACCCAACGGACGAGGAGCUGAUCACCUACUACCUGCUGCGCAAGGUGGUGGACGGCAGCUUCAACGGGCGGGCCAUCGCGGAGAUCGACCUGAACAAGUGCGAGCCGUGGGAGCUGCCGGAGAAGGCCAAGAUGGGGGAGAAGGAGUGGUACUUCUACAGCCUCCGCGACCGCAAGUACCCCACGGGCCUCCGCACCAACCGCGCCACCGGCGCCGGCUACUGGAAGGCCACCGGCAAGGACCGGGAGAUCCGCAGCGGCCGCACCGGCGCCCUCGUCGGGAUGAAGAAGACGCUCGUCUUCUACCGCGGCCGCGCCCCCAAGGGCCAGAAGACGCAGUGGGUCAUGCACGAGUACCGCCUCGACGGCUCCUACGCCUACCACUUCCUCUCCUCCUCCACCCGGGAUGAGUGGGUGAUCGCGAGGAUCUUCACCAAGCCCGGCGUGUUCCCCGUCGUCCGCAAGGGCCGCCUCGGACUCAGCGGCGGCGGCGGCGGGGGUGGCGACACGUCGUGCUUCUCCGACUCCACGUCGGCCUCGGUGGGCGGCGGGGGCGGCACCUCCGCCUCGUCGGCGCUGCGCCCGCCGCUCGCGGACGCCUCGGUGUUCACAGCGCCAGCCGCGGCGCCGGCCGUCGACGGCGCCGAGAGCAGCUCCUACGGCGGGGGCGGCGGCAGUGCUGCGGCCGCCACCGCCAACCUGGUCACCGGCCUUGAGCUCGUGCCCUGCUUCUCCAGCACCGCCCACAUGGAUGCCCCAUUCGGCGUCGGGCAGUACAACACGGCCCCGCUGGCCGUCGAGCCGCCGCCGGCAGCCUUCUUCCCGAGCCUGCGCUCGCUGCAGGAGAACCUCCAGCUGCCGCUGUUCCUCUCCGGUGGCAUGCAGGCGGGCGUGCCGCAGCCGCUCAGCGGCGGCGGGGCCUUCCACUGGCAGUCCAGCAUGGACGUGAAGGUCGAAGGCGCCGUCGGCCGCGCGCCGCCGCAGAUGGCCGUUGGCCCCGGCCAGCUCGACGGCGCCUUUGCCUGGGGCUUCUAG
Molecule: messenger RNA, 1116 nt
Organism: Oryza brachyantha (malo sina)
Lineage: Eukaryota; Viridiplantae; Streptophyta; Magnoliopsida; Poales; Poaceae
Product: protein CUP-SHAPED COTYLEDON 1-like
Exons: 2
Coding region: 1-1116 (371 amino acids)
Biological process (GO): regulation of DNA-templated transcription
Molecular function (GO): DNA binding
Source: RefSeq, a predicted model, not a curated record